Messenger RNA from Trichosurus vulpecula (common brushtail), 3603 nucleotides. It is a transcript of the gene ABHD12, whose product is annotated as abhydrolase domain containing 12, lysophospholipase. Gene Ontology annotation, cellular component: endoplasmic reticulum membrane. The transcript has 14 exons. Gene Ontology annotation, biological process: monoacylglycerol catabolic process; phosphatidylserine catabolic process. The coding region runs from base 857 to 1894 and encodes 345 amino acids. The record is from RefSeq and is a predicted model, not a curated record. NCBI's taxonomy places the organism in Eukaryota, Metazoa, Chordata, Mammalia, Diprotodontia, Phalangeridae. Gene Ontology annotation, molecular function: phosphatidylcholine lysophospholipase A1 activity; monoacylglycerol lipase activity.
UCGGGGGCGCGGUGAAGCUCCCGGAUGAGCUCGAUGGCUUUCUCGCAGAACAUAGCUCCGCGCGCUCAGGCCGCGAGGCCCACAACAGCUUACACUCGCGUCCAGCCGCAGCAGAACCCCCGCCGGCGCGCGGAGCGCUCCUCCCUCCCCCCGACCCUGGCGAGGUGGCUUUGGCGCCAAACUCACAUCGGCCAAUAGGAACGGAGAAGAGGGUGGGUGGAGCCUCGGCUCUUGCGCUCUCCCCGGCGUUCCCACCCUGCUUUCCUUGACUUUCCUACGGGUUUUGGAGAGGGACAUGAUUCCUCGGGUUUGAGAAUUCGACCAGUGUUCGUGGUGGUCUCAGUUCGCAGCCCUUUCCAGGCCGAGGAACCCGGAGCCGGGACAGCGCAGCCUAUGCUUGCGGCCGUCAGGGGAACCCUGCCCCCCGAAAUUUACGGAGAAAAGGCAAGCAGGCGAAGGAAGGAUUUAGGCCCCUCGGGCUCUCUUUCCCCGGUGUGAGAGGCAAGUCAGGUUGAUGCCAUUUUGUCGUAUCCUUCUGCUGAUUGCGGACCCACCCUGGCUGUGGAAGGUGGUCCGGCCGGCCCGUUGACAAAAAGCGUGGGAAUUCCGCCUCCCGCUUCUUUGUGACGUCACGAAGAGCAUUGUGCUUCGCGUGGUUUGUCCACGCUGUGUGCGUUCCACGAGUGACCUACCCUCUCUUCGGCAUGACCCAGUCGUUUCAUCCACUGUAGUGAAAUAAUGGACAUCUUAAUGCACAGAUUUGGAUAAAUCGCUGGACAAGGAUUGUCGCCUAAAGAAGAACCUGCGCCUGGCGGGCAAGGGGACAAAGGAGCUGGGCUCCUCCUCCAACGCGGGCAUGAAGCGGGCGUUCGGCAGAAGAAAGGGAUUGUGGUUUCGCUUGCGGAAGAUACUUCUUUGGUCAUUGGCCUUGUACGUUGCCAUUCCAUUCCUUGUAAAACUCUGUCCUGGGAUACAGGCUAAGCUGAUUUUCUUAAAUUUUGUGAGGGUUCCCUAUUUUAUUGACUUGAAAAAGCCACAGGAGCAAGGCUUAAAUCACACCUACAAUUACUACCUCCAGCCAGAAGAAGGGGUAACUGUUGGAGUCUGGCACACAGUCCCUACAGUCUUAUGGAAGAAUGCUCAAGGAAAAGACCAAGUGUGGUAUGAGGAUACCUUGGCUUCUAACCAUCCUAUCAUUCUUUAUUUACAUGGAAAUGCAGGCACUAGAGGAGGAGACCAUCGAGUGGCGCUGUACAAGGUUCUGAGUUCCCUUGGUUACCAUGUAGUCACCUUUGAUUACAGAGGCUGGGGUGAUUCAAUAGGAACUCCAACAGAAGGGGGAAUGACUUAUGAUGCGUUACAUGUUUUUGACUGGAUAAAAGCAAGGAGUGGUUACAAUCCUGUGUACAUUUGGGGCCAUUCACUGGGCACUGGAGUUGCAACCAACUUAGUGAGGCGCCUAUGUGAACGAGAAACUCCUCCAGACGCCCUCAUAUUGGAAUCUCCAUUUACAAACAUACGUGAAGAAGCAAAAAGUCAUCCAUUUUCAGUGGUCUACCGAUUCUUUCCUGGAUUUGAUUGGUUCUUCCUUGACCCCAUCACUAGCAGUGGGAUUAAAUUUGCAAAUGAUGAAAAUGUGAAAUAUAUAUCAUGCUCCUUGCUUAUUCUUCAUGCUGAAGAUGACCCCAUCGUGCCAUUCCACCUAGGAAGAAAGCUUUACAACAUCGCUGCACCAUCUCAGAGCUUCCGGGACUUCAAAGUCCAGUUUGUUCCAUUUCACAGGGAUCUUGGCUACAGGCACAAGUACAUAUACAAGAGUCCUGAACUACCUCGGAUAUUGAGGGAAUUCCUGGGAAAAUCAGAACAUGAGCAUCAUCGUGAGCUACGUCACUGAGGACUGGCUGUGUGAAAGCAUGAAGAUCUCUUUUCCCCCCAUCCUUUCCUUUUCCUUUGGAUCAGUCCACAAUCCUGGAAACCGUCAGCAGCAGAUGAGUCUAGCACUCCGGCAUCCGCAUUGCUCAGGAACCCUGGCUUGUCAUCAAGCUUUCCUAUGGAGGGGACUCAAAAUGAUAUCAGUUGGUUUGUCUAGCCCUGGUAGGAAUGGAAAGCAGCUUUACAGAGCAACUCAGUGUGACCCCAAUGGACCUGAGGAUCCAACCAAGUGGCUCAAAACAGGAACCCUUCUUGGAAAUUUAAGAGUGGACCAAUGGCUUUGUUUCUCUCCACCCCGCAACUUGAGCUUUCUAUUAGGCAUGAGUUGGUCAUGGUGGACCUGCCAUAACUUGGUUGAUCCUACUUCUGUCUUGCUUUUUGGUGGCUUUUUUUUUAUGAUGGAGACUUUGUUCUUUACUCAUUUCUUCUAGAAGCUCAAUCGUUACUCAAGAAGGUGAAAGGGACUCUUGCUGUCUCAAAACAAGGACUUCAACCUCUAACUGAAGGGAGUGGUGGGAGGAGGCUUGAAAAUGAAGGAUUUAUUUGGGCUUCUUCCUAUCUCUCCCUAGUACACCCAUAACGAACUUUGGACGGUUUAUUAUUAUUCCUUCUUGCCCUAGGCAUACUUGCACUCCAUGGCCAUCACUCUCUUUUCUUGGUGGUACUUUUGCUAAUUCACAAGACUUAUUAUGGUGAUUAUUAUUUGUACUUCUGUCAGUUCAUUUCUCUCUCCCAUCCUUUUAACUAACCUGGGUCUAAACUGAGCAUUUAUUUAAAAAUAUAAUAGUGGUGGUGAUCUGUCUUCCUUUCUCUCUGCAAACCUAGAAAAGUCAACCACACUAAGCACUUUGAGGCAGAAAAGUUUGUACCUUGAACAAUGUCCAUGAGACUGCUUUGCCCUGUGGUCUCAGCUACACGGUUUUAAAGGCACAGUGAGCUUUCCCAGCUUUAGGGUUUAAGUUUGUCUGCUUAAAAAGCUGGGGCAGAACUUGGCUAGUGAAUGUGAAUGGAGUUUCCUGAUGUCUUCCUUUUUUUGCCUUAGGCAAAACUCAACCCCCUAAUCCAAGUACGUACCAGAAGCUCUCUCCAUGGGGAAGGCUGUUCUGCACAGUGGGAUAGGAAUGUUCCAGAUUGCACAUCAAGUUUCCUUUUCUUUGCAAUACUGGUCCCAAGGUGAAAUCUUGCAGCCUUAGGCACAGAAUGCCCAUUCUUGGAGUUGUAUAUUGAGUAGCAUGAGCACAUAAGCUUGCAUGGGAGUUCUAGUUACAGGUGCAUAAGGUCUAUUUUUAAUGAAUUUUAUGCCACAGAAAGAUGGAGUAUAGUUUUGGCCCAUGUUACUUAUGAGCUGUGUGCCACUGAAAUGCUACUCAUUGGAGUUAUUUAUUGCACUGAUAGAGGUGUCGUUUGGCUUUUUUUGUACAACCAAACCAACAUUCCAUGAGAUGCUGUUGCUUUCAUUAGGCACCUAUUAAAUACAAUUCAACCUUAAAUGAGAAUAUUGUCCAUCUUCCCCAGUUAACAAAAGGUCAGAUUCUCCAAAGCAUGAACCUGAUACUGUUUGUCACCUACAGUUCCAAUCAUUAGGCCAGUAUUGUGUAUUGAAACUUAAAGUAAAAUCUCUUAAAGAAAAAAAAUGCAUAAUUUUAAUAAAGUUGCCUUUGGAUCACUCCA